Molecule: messenger RNA, 1569 nt
Organism: Filobasidium floriforme
Lineage: Eukaryota; Fungi; Basidiomycota; Tremellomycetes; Filobasidiales; Filobasidiaceae
Product: Endonuclease/exonuclease/phosphatase
Exons: 4
Coding region: 1-1569 (522 amino acids)
Cellular component (GO): cytoplasm
Molecular function (GO): sphingomyelin phosphodiesterase activity
Source: RefSeq, a predicted model, not a curated record
AUGGAGGAAACGAAGCUGAGGGUAUUGACCCUGAACGUCUGGGGACUCAAGUUCAUCUCCCCGGACCGACCUGUUCGAUUGCAAGGGAUCAUCGACCAUAUUCGACAACCAGUCUCCGGGAGUCGCGGUGUCGAGAGCAAGAGCGACAUCGCGUACGAUGUUGUCUGCUUGCAAGAACUCUGGAUCUACAGCGAUUUUGAAAAGGUCAGAGAUGGGCUAGAAGAGGUCUUGCCAGAGUCAAAGUUCUUCAGAAGCGGAGCUCUCGGUUCGGGUCUUGCCAUCUUUUCACGUUUCCCGAUCAUCUCGACCCAUACCCUGCCAUACUCGUUGUCCGGUCUGCCGCUGCAUGUCAUCGCUGGCGAUUUCUUCGUGAACAAGGCUGCGGGGAGCUGCGUUUUAUUGCAUCCCAAGUUGGGAGAAGUCGAGGUCUGGAGUACUCAUAUGCAUGCUGCCAAUGAGGGUUCAGAGAUCGUCCAAGCUCACAGAAUGGCACAAGCCUGGCAAUUGGCUGAUCACAUCCGAGCGUCGGCAGAACGGGGAAGAUAUGUCAUCGCUGCUGGAGACUACAACUCGUCGCCCUGGUCUUUACCCAUCGCCAUCCUUAAGGACUAUGGCUGCAUGCUGGACAGCUGGACUGAGGCGCACCCCGCAGCUAGUCUCAGGACAGAAAACCCGCAGUCGGCUGAAGAUGCCAUCGAGUCUUUCGGCAUGACGUGUGAUUCCCCUAUCAACUCGUACUCGGCCGGGAAACCCUUGACGGAUACGGCCAAGCAAUGGAAGGGUAAACGGCUGGACUACAUCUUCUACAGAGGGCCUGACAUCGCUAGACGACGACCUCUCCAGUGGAAAUUCAAGCGAGACCGAGGGCACGACCAGACGCACGACGAAGGUGACGGCGACGUAUUACAGCAGGGAGAACCCAUUUCGAGCUCGAUGAACAAGGCGCCAACGUUGACCUGCAACUCGAGUCGGGUUGUCCUGACUGGUCUGGUACCAGGUCAAAGCUUUUCAUACUCGGAUCACUUUGGACUUUGCUCGACCUUUACCGUCGUGCCGGCCGAUCCGAAAAGUGACCCGGCCGUCGAAUCAGACGUACCGCAGAAUCGCCCACUGCCGGCCGGAAGUAGCAACAACACAUCGACCUCGGAACCGCUCGUCACCCUCGACCUGGACGAAGCUCAAGCCAGUUACAACUGGUCGCCGGCUCACGUCUCGCCUCGAACCCACAACCUGUCGGCCACCAAGACGCAGACCAUCAAUUCCGCUGUGCAGACUCUCAAGGCCUAUACCAUACUGGCGCGCAAGGACGCCCGGUUUCACCUUCGCAUUUUCGGAACUUCGAUCUUCUUCGCGCUAGCCCUUACGAUCUCUUCUGCUUGGCAACCCAAGUCUUGGAUCCAGCCGAUCUGGACUUUGCUAGGCGUUGCGGCUGGAGCGCUUGGCGCGACCAUGUUAUACGUCGGUUUCGUUUGGGGCGAAUGGGAACAGAACCUCUUGAUGGAGGUCACGGAGCAGAUGGAGCUUGAGCUACGAGUGUCGGAGCUGGAGGAAAAGGGCGGUUCGCCUUGA